AUGACUCAUACGUGCUGUUUUUUUGACCGAAUCGGCGAGCACGAUCCUUCCAAUCUAGCAUCAAAGGAAUUUCAUGGCGACAGCGCCAUAUUCUGUCGUGAUUCUGAAACUGUUUUGGAAAUUCGGUCUUGUGCCGAAGAACAAGCCUCCGCUAUCCUUCUUGAGGAGCUGAUGAUUGAGUUUAUACCACAAUUGCGACUUUUCAAUCCGAAUCCCUUUGGGUUUGAAGGUUUCAUCUGGACAUAUUUCCGGCGACGUAUAUCACAGCUGUACAGUCAACACCCCACAGUUGCAGAUGAUCUGCACCAGUAUGAGGUAUUUCGGGGAUUUGGGGUUGCUUCUUCAACAAAGAGAUCGCUGCCUGAAACUUUGUAUUGCUUACUUGGGAAACGCUUUCAAUUACUACAGUCACAUGAAUCUAUCUCUGAUGAAGAGUGUAUUGCUGAAGUAUCAAGGCACAUGGACAAGGAAUAUGAAACAUAUCUGCGAUUUGGGGUUGUCGAACAGUCUAUUUAUGAAUCUGACAGAGAUGAGUCUGUGGAAACAGACGACGAAUGA
Molecule: messenger RNA, 558 nt
Organism: Fusarium poae
Lineage: Eukaryota; Fungi; Ascomycota; Sordariomycetes; Hypocreales; Nectriaceae
Exons: 2
Coding region: 1-558 (185 amino acids)
Source: RefSeq, a predicted model, not a curated record